AAUUGGCUAAUUGGGCUAUACUGCGAAAUGAUUCGUCUCAUUAUAGGUUUGAGCACAGUGCUGUUCGUUUGGUUGUCGCAGGUUUCGGUGUCAGCGGCGGUGGCAGCGUUGAGGACAGUUGUUGUUCGUUUUGCAGACGCUGCCGCAUAUUAUAUUGCGACCGCAGGUUUUAUCAGCAUCAACCGCAGGACGCGGCGAAACGAACAAGAGUUGACGCAGAAUGUUGACGUUGCUGCUGCCGCCGGAACCUGCGGCAACCAAACGAACAGCCCUUACAUUGUUUUUGUCCCAUUAUAUCUUUGCAUUUAUAAAUACAAAAUUAAGCCUAUAAUUAAGAAAUAACAUAAUUUUAUUAACCUUGAUUACUAAUAAUAUUUGUGUUUUUAAUUUUUCAUUAGGAACCUCAAAAUCUAAGAAUCUUCGUCCCUCGUUUACUCGAUUCCAAAGUGAAUAAUUUGCCUGGUAUUAUUUUAACAACAAUAAAUUUUCGCUCUGUAUUCACAUCGCGUCUCCAAACACCACAUGUUACAUGGACAUGAACCAUUUGAGAAAAACAAAGAAAAUAAAAGGAAGAAGAGUGCUGAAUAAAAAAAUGAAUUUAACAUGAUUCAAUGUAAUCAAUCUCAAGAACAAGAUAAGUUUGAAUAAAAUUAGUUAGGAUUGUUUCCUAUAUUGUUUUUAGAUUUAAAAACAUAGAAUACAAAAAUUUAGAAUACAUAUUCUAAAAAUGAUAAAAUAUAGACAAAAAAUAAGAAUACAUACUCUAAGAAAGAUAUAACAUAGACAAAUGGUCUAAAUUGUGACAUAGGAAACUAAGCAGAAUAAUCAGUUUCUACUCAUUUUUUGAAAAGUACACCAUUUAUGAAGAAUAUUCGAUGCGUAUGGUUCUUUGUCAUUCCUUAAAUUUUAAAGAAUUAUAGAACAAAAACAUUCCUUAUCAAAAUUGAUAUGGAACAAAGUAAUAAAUAAUUCUUUUUCAUUCCUUUUAUUUUACUCUUAUUUAUUAUUUUUCUACUUAUUUAUAUUUCUAUUUUAACGCUCACCAGUUAGAGCCAAAAAGUUAAAAUAUAAAUUCUACCAUAUUUAGAAUGUAGCAUACAAAUAAAAACUCAAUGUUUUAUCUACGAUAUAUAUAAUAGAGUAAUCUUUAACGUUUUCUAAAAUUUUCUACAAUAAAGUAAAAAGCCUACAAUAUAUUAUAUUUUAUAAAUAACAAAUAUCUUUGGUUAAACCUGAAUACACAUAUUCUAUAUCUGGAUAGAUCAUAGAUAAGACUUUAUAAUAUAAAUUACAAAAUUUAUAAAAUAAGUCAGAACGUCAAUUUUAUCCUUGUUAAAAGUUAUAAUAUACAUUCGAAGAAAUUUAGAUCAACAUAUCUAAAUUGUUUGGAAUUCGAUUUUUGUACAUCAAAAAAAUGUAAAAUAUUAUCAUGAUGAUAUUACUUUUUCACAAAAUUUUAUUAAUAUAAAAAAAUUAAUAAUUAUUUUCGUUAUUAUGAUGGCAUUUAUAUCCAAAACUAACCGGUUAAUGUAAGAGUAUAAAGAAACAAAUACAUUUCUCCUUUAUCCGGUUUAGUCCAAGAUUCGUUUUUUUACUUGCCAAUUCGGUACGAUUGCUGUCCUUUUUUUACAUUUUGUUUCUUUUCUGUCAAAUUCCUUUCUAAAAAAACAUCGAUUCCUUAUAGUUGUGAUGGUUUUGUGUUAAAGUUUUAAAAUACAAAAACUUUUGAAACUCAGAGCAUAGCUUAGCUUAGCUUUCUAGCUUCUACUGCUGAUUCUUACAUGAGUGAUCCAGUUCUGCUUAAUCUCCAUAUCUAGGGUCUCUUACGUUUCUCAUACGGUAACUCCCUCGUCUGAUAUUUUUUUUGAGUUGUUUUGGUACAUUUUUUUUGGUUUCACUUGUUUUGAUCCUCGACGAAGCUCAGAUUCAUGAUACCAUAUUUACUAUCUCUUUUCGUUGAUUACAACUAGUCCCAGGACAAGAACGUGGUCUCUUUUAAUCGGUAAAUUUACAUUUUCCGUUACGGCUAGGUCACUUGUCCUAAUAUGUUUGCGUGCUUGCUGUUUUGUCUUUUCAUGGUUUUAAGCUGUUGAGUUUUUUUUAUAGGUAGAGAAUGUCUCGAGCGGAGUCGUCAUGGAAGCGGCUCGUAAACGCUGCGUUACAAAGGGAUAGAGCAGGAGGAGGAGCUGGUGGUGGUACUGGUCAGGGCAGCCUUAUGGAUUAUGUUCCUUCAUCUCUACCGAACAACAGGGACAUAGAUGCUAUUUUGAGAGCUGCUGAUGAACUCCAAAAUGAAGACCCCAGCAUUGCUAGGAUCUUAUGUGAGCAUGCUUACUCGCUAGCACAAAAUCUUGACCCUAAGAGUGAAGGCAGAGGUGUUUUGCAAUUUAAAACCGGAUUGAUGUCUGUUGUUAAGCAAAAGUUAGCAAAAAGAGAGGUUGGGACCAUAGACAGAACUCAAGAUAGUAAACGACUGCAAGAUUUCUACAGGCUGUACAGAGAAAAGAACAACGUUGACACUUUAAAGAAGGAGGAGAUGCAGCUCCGUGAGUCAGGGGUUCUCACUGGCGAGCUGGAGCGGAAAACAGUAAAAAGGAAAAGAUUGUUUGCCACCCUUAAAAUUCUUGGAAAUGUGUUGGAGAAGGUUGCAAAAGAGAUCCCUGAUGAGCUGAAGCAUGUUAUUGAUUCUGAUGCUGCAAUUAGCGAGGACACAAUUGCUUACAACAUUAUUCCUCUUGAGGCUCAUGUCACCACAAAUGCCAUUACGGCUUUCCCUGAGGUGAAAGCGGCAGUUGCAGCGUUGAAGUAUUUUCGAGGCCUGCCAAAUUUGCCGGCUAAUUUUCCCAUUCCUGCGACAAGGAAUGCUGAUAUGCUUGAUUUUCUCCACUAUAUAUUUGGGUUUCAGAAAGACAGUGUUUCCAAUCAGCGUGAACAUAUAGUUCUUCUUCUUGCUAAUGAGCAAUCCCGCCUUAAUAUUCCUGAAGAAAUGGAACCUAAACUGGAUGACGCUGCAGUGCAUAAGGUGUUUCUGAAGUCCCUAGACAACUACAUUAAGUGGUGUGAUUACCUAGGCAUUAAACCUGCAUGGAGCAACUUAGAGAGAAUCAGUGGAGAAAAGAAACUACUAUUCGUCUCUUUGUAUUUCCUGAUUUGGGGUGAAGCUGCUAACAUACGGUUUCUUCCAGAAUGUUUGUGCUACAUAUUCCACCACAUGAUAGUAGAAAUGAACGAGAUCUUACGCCAGCAAGUUUCUCGCCCUGCUGUGAGUUGUAUGCCAGUCGAUAGUCAUGGCGGUUCUGACGUUGGUGUAUCAUUUCUUGAUCAUGUCAUUGCUCCACUGUAUGAAGUUGUAUCAGCGGAAGCUUUUCACAAUGAGAAUGGCCGAGCACCUCAUUCAGAGUGGAGAAACUAUGACGACUUUAAUGAGUAUUUUUGGUCGCUUCGCUCAUUCGAGCUUGGUUGGCCUUGGAGAACGAGUUCAUCUUUUUUUCAGAAACCUAUACGGAGACGAAAGUACGAGUUUGAAGCCGGUAGGGAUAAACAUCGAGGAAAGACUUCCUUCGUUGAGCAUCGAACAUUUUUGCGUCUUUACCACAGCUUCCAUCGGCUAUGGAUAUUCCUCGCUAUAAUGUUUCAGGCACUAGCCAUAAUUGCGUUCAAUAAAAAUAGCAUUAUCUCCACGAAGACUUUGCGUCAAAUUCUCAGCCUGGGUCCGACUUACGUUGUGAUGAAAUUUUCUGAGAGUCUUCUGGAUGUCAUCAUGAUGUAUGGUGCUUUUUCUACUACAAGACGGCUAGCUGUUUUACGCAUUUUCCUCCGUCUCAUUUGGUUUAGCCUUGCUUGCGUGUUCAUAUGCUUCCUCUAUGUGAAAAUGCUUCAAGAAGAUACCAAACCAAUUUAUAAUUCAGUCAUGUUCAAGGUUUAUGGGCUUGUCAUAGCCAUCUAUGGCGGUAUUCAGUUCCUUUUUACCAUCUUGAUGCAUAUCCAAAUUUGUCGCAACAUUGCUAGUAAAUGUGAUCGGUGGGCUGUGAUUCGAUUCGUUGAGGGGAUGCGACAGGAAAGACACUAUGUUGGCCGUGACAUGUAUGAAAGGAUGUCUGAUUUUAUAAAGUAUUUUCUGUUUUGGCUUGUCGUUCUGUCUGCAAAGUUCUCCUUUGCGUACUUUCUUCAGAUUGCGCCGCUUGUUGAUCCAACAAGGAUGAUAAUGAAACAGGAUAAUAUCCAAUACUCCUGGCAUGAGUUUGUGUCAAUAAAAAACUAUAAUGCUCUGACUGUUGCCAGUUUAUGGGCUCCUGUGGUCGCUAUUUACCUGUUAGACAUCCAUAUAUUCUACACCAUUGCCUCUGCUUUUUUCGGUUUCUUGCUCGGUGCGAGAGAUCGUUUGGGAGAGAUAAGAUCUUUGGAAGCAAUUCACAAACAAUUUGAGGAGUUUCCAGGGGCUUUUAUGAAGGCUCUUCAUGUUCCUGUUACCAACCGGACGUUUGAUCCUUCUCAUCAGGCUGUGGAUAAGAAUAUAGUAGAUGCAACACACUUUGCUCCAUUUUGGAACCAAAUAAUAAAAUGUCUACGAGAGGAAGACUACAUCACUGAUCUUGAGAUGGAAUUGCUCCUGAUGCCCAAGAAAUCUGGUAGGCUUCAAUUGGUUCAAUGGCCACUUUUUCUUCUUUCCAGCAAGAUAUUGUUGGCCAAAGAGAUUGCCGCUGAGAGUAAUUCGCAAGAGGAGAUUGUGGAGAGGAUCACAAGGGAUGGCUACAUGAAGUAUGCUGUUGAGGAAGUCUAUCACGCUUUAAAACUUGUCCUAACAGAAACUCUGGAAGCUGAAGGGAGGAUGUGGGUGGAAAGAAUCUACGAAGACAUCGAUGCCAGCAUAAAGAAUAGAAAGAUACAUAAUGAUUUUCAGCUGAACAAACUCUCCCUUGUUAUCACGAGAGUGGCUGCACUCUUGGGAAUCCUGAAAGAAAAUGAAACACCUGAGCAUGCGAAAGGGGCUAUAAAGGCACUUCAGGAUCUAUACGAUGUUAUACGGCUUGACGUAUUAAAUGUUAAUAUGAGGGGUCAGUAUGAAAUGUGGAACAACUUAACUCAAGCCUGGAACGAAGGUCGGCUUUUUACAGAAUUGAAAUGGCCUAAAGAUCCAGAGCUGAAAGCUCUUGUCAGAAGAUUGUACUCUCUGUUUACUGUCAAAGAUUCUGCAGCGCAUGUUCCUAGAAACCUUGAGGCCAGACGUAGACUGCAAUUCUUCACCAAUUCCCUUUUCAUGGAUGUGCCACCACCAAAGUCUGUUGACAAGAUGUUAUCCUUCAGUGUCUUCACUCCAUAUUAUUCUGAGGUUGUGCUAUACAGCAUGGCUGAACUCACUAAGAGAAAUGAGGACGGGAUAUCAAUAUUGUUUUACCUUCAGAAAAUAUAUCCAGAUGAGUGGAAAAAUUUUCUUGCACGAAUAGGACAAGAUGAAAAUGCGUUAGAAGGCGAUCUACGUAAUGAGAGAGACAUACUUGAACUUCGAUUUUGGGCUUCCUACCGUGGACAAACGUUAGCUAGAACAGUUCGGGGGAUGAUGUAUUAUAGGAAAGCUCUCAUGCUUCAGUCUUAUUUGGAAAGAAAAGCUGGCAGAGACGGUGGGGAGUCCACUCUUUUUGGUAAUAACAUGACGGAUGCUGAAGGAUUUGAGUUAUCUCCUAAAGCAAGGGCCCAAGCAGAUCUUAAGUUUACAUAUGUUGUCACAUGCCAAAUAUAUGGAAGACAGAAGGAAGAUAAAAAACCUGAAGCUGUUGACAUUGCAUUGCUAAUGCAAAGAAAUGAAGCCCUUCGAAUCGCUUAUAUCGAUGUUGUUGAUACCCCCAAAGAUGGUAUAUCUCAUACGGAAUAUUAUUCAAAGCUUGUGAAGGCCGACAUCAAUGGAAAGGAUAAGGAAAUUUAUUCCAUAAGGUUGCCUGGGGACCCGAAACUUGGAGAAGGCAAACCUGAGAAUCAAAACCAUGCCAUUGUGUUUACUCGUGGAAAUGCACUUCAAACCAUUGAUAUGAAUCAGGAUAAUUACUUUGAAGAAGCUUUGAAGAUGAGAAAUCUUUUGGAGGAAUUUAACCGGGACCAUGGAAUUCGACCACCCACCAUUCUUGGAGUCAGAGAACAUGUAUUUACUGGAAGUGUCUCCUCCUUGGCCUCUUUCAUGUCCAAUCAAGAAACUAGCUUUGUAACUCUUGGUCAAAGAGUAUUGGCGAAACCCCUCAAGAUCCGCAUGCAUUAUGGUCAUCCAGAUGUCUUUGACAGAGUUUUCCAUAUUACUCGUGGUGGUAUCAGCAAGGCCUCUCGGGUCAUCAACAUUAGUGAAGAUAUUUUUGCUGGUUUUAACUCAACUCUACGUCAAGGAAAUAUUACUCACCAUGAGUAUAUUCAGGUGGGCAAAGGGAGAGAUGUGGGGCUCAAUCAAAUAGCUCUGUUUGAAGGGAAGGUUGCUGGUGGAAAUGGUGAACAAGUUCUUAGUCGGGAUGUAUACAGACUUGGCCAGCUACUUGAUUUCUUCAGAAUGUUGUCAUUCUACUUCACAACUGUUGGCUUCUAUUUCUCUACAAUGUUGACGGUUCUUACUUUGUAUAUAUUCUUAUAUGGGAGGGCAUACCUGGCACUUUCUGGAGUUGGAGAUACUCUUCGCGAAAGAGCUAUUAGUCUGGACGACACUGCACUUAGCGCCGCCCUCAAUGCUCAGUUUCUGUUUCAGAUUGGUGUCUUCACUGCUGUGCCAAUGAUUUUGGGCUUUAUUUUGGAACAGGGUUUUCUCAAGGCCAUUGUCAGUUUCACAACGAUGCAGUUUCAGCUAUGUACUGUCUUCUUCACAUUUUCACUUGGCACAAGAACCCAUUAUUUUGGACGGACAAUUCUUCAUGGUGGUGCAAGGUACCAAGCCACUGGAAGAGGGUUUGUCGUCAAGCAUAUCACAUUUUCUGAGAACUACCGUCUUUACUCCAGAAGUCAUUUUGUCAAAGGGCUGGAAGUUAUUCUCUUACUGGUUGUCUACCUUGCGUAUGGAAAUGAUAAGGCUGGUGCUGUUUCCUACAUUCUUCUGACUGUUAGCAGCUGGUUUUUGGCUGGUUCUUGGCUUUUUGCUCCUUUCCUGUUCAACCCUGCUGGAUUUGAGUGGCAAAAAGUGGUGGUGGACUUCACAGAAUGGACAAAUUGGCUCUUUUACAGAGGUGGAAUCGGUGUGAAAGGAUCUGAAAGCUGGGAAGCUUGGUGGGAAGAAGAACUGUCUCACAUUCGGACCUUGAGCGGGAGGAUAAUGGAGACUAUAUUAAGUCUACGCUUCUUUGUCUUCCAGUAUGGUAUUGUCUACAAACUGAAACUACAAGGAUCAGAUACAUCAUUUUCGAUCUAUGGUUGGUCAUGGGCUGCAUUAGCAAUCUUUUUUUUUCUUUUCAAGGUCUUUACCUUCAGUCGGAAGAUUUCUGUUAGUUUCCAGCUUGUGCUGAGACUUGCACAAGGCAUUACCUUCUUGGUGGCUUUAGCUGUCGUAACCGUAGGGGUUGUACUCACAGACUUGUCAGUGACAGACAUAUUCGCUACUGUAUUAGCCCUUAUACCAACUGGAUGGGGAAUCCUCUCUAUUGCGUGCGCUUGGAAGCCAAUCAUAAAGCGAAUUGGGAUGUGGAAGUCGAUCCGUUCACUAGCAAGGCUGUAUGAUGCAGGAAUGGGAAUGCUCAUAUUCCUUCCCGUUGCGUUCUGCUCGUGGUUCCCAUUUCUCUCGACGUUCCAAACUCGUAUGAUGUUUAACCAAGCGUUUAGCCGUGGUCUAGAGAUCUCUCUCAUCCUCGCAGGAAACCAUCCUAAUUCAGACCUUUGAGUUUGAGAUCGUUAAUAGCUUUGCCUUUUGUUAAGGCGAACACUAGCUAUAGCUUGUAGUAGAGAAAACAAAACAGACCAUAUCACAACACCAAUCGUGAUUAUUUCCAUUAAAGAAGCUAUUUCUUCAUUAUGAAAAUAACUUGUAAAAAUUCAAAGUUUAGGAAAUCUACAAAUAAAUUAAAUAAUUUUAUUUAUAAAAAACAAGUGACGCUAGGCGCUUAUAAUAAAUUUCCAUAUC
Molecule: messenger RNA, 8077 nt
Organism: Brassica rapa (field mustard)
Lineage: Eukaryota; Viridiplantae; Streptophyta; Magnoliopsida; Brassicales; Brassicaceae
Product: callose synthase 9
Biological process (GO): (1->3)-beta-D-glucan biosynthetic process
Cellular component (GO): 1,3-beta-D-glucan synthase complex; plasma membrane
Molecular function (GO): 1,3-beta-D-glucan synthase activity
Source: RefSeq, a predicted model, not a curated record